UCAAUUUCGAACUUAACGCCUACAUUGGCGCAAUUGGUCACACUCGCGCGUCCAUUGCAAAAAAAAAUUCCGUCAGAUAUUAAAAAUAUCGAACUGAAGAGGGAAAUAGCAUAGUUGUUGUGUGAAAAGUGUACCAAUUACUGUGAACAACUAUUCGGCCAGGUGUUUAUUCGCGACUCGCUUAAGUCUCGCUCGUCUCCUCCGCCGUGCGGCUUCUUUUCGGUUUUUUUUUUGCACCCAAGCCAAAGCCAAAGUUGCGCCACUCACACCCCUACUUUGCGGCCGGGCCGCAGCAUUUCCAUCAAAAUGUCUUUGGAUGGCGCUAAAUUGCGGUAUGUUGACGAAAGCGGCUUGCCCGUGGUUGUGGCGGCCAAAGGACGCACCUUCCAGGUGGGUUCGUAUCUGACCUGUGACCUGGUCCUGGAUGGGCCCCAGGUUGAGGAGAUGCUUUGCGAAAUAAAAUGCGACGCCUUCGGCAGGGUAACCAUCAACAACAAAUCGCUCAAGGAGCUCGUCCAUCUGAACGACAAGGUUCUGCACGGCAAGCGGCCGCUGCUACAUGGCGGACGCAUCACCAUACUCAAUCAGGUCUACACUUGGGAGUUCCCCAAGAUCUCCGAGACGGAGGAUGUGCCGCGCACUCCCGAACGCCUGUCGCCCGUUGAGCAGGCUUCCAACUCCUGCCCAUCCCUGAAGUUGCAGUCCCACCGUCCUCAGAUCGACAAGCGUUUGACCGUGCACAACUUUCGCUAUUGCAUCAAUUCGGAUGACGAGGGCAACACUUCGAUUGAGUCGCGGGAUGAAAGCGAUGCCCAUGUGGAGGCAGACGAGAGCCUACGCUGCAAGACUCCGCCAAAUGCAGACGACGAGCCAGCAGCGGAAGCUGGUCAGACUCCGAAAGUAGAUCUUCUGGAUGCCACGCAAAACAAAGAGAACACCGCCACCCCACCAGCCAGUCACAAAAAGCUGCUGAAGCUCUGCGCCCUCUCCGAUGUGGUCAUCACCUCGUUCUCGCCCCGCGAGACUGGUGUCAAGACGGAGAAGUCCUUCACAUGUGUCCGCAAACCCAACGUGGCGACAAUCUCCACGCCCAAGAGCGUCUACAGCACUCCAAAGAGCGUGCUGUCGGAGCUGAAUGAGGACAGCUGCAGUCGGGAUCUGCUCGACUUCAGCACACCAUCCACAUCGAAGAAGACCCGGCGGAAGACCUCCAUGUAUCUCAUUGACCUGACAACACCACAAAAGCUGCGUCCUACGCUCAAGCAUACGCCCAUCAUUGUGUCCGACAGCGCCGACGAAUCGUCAGGUGUCUCGCCGCUCGUCAUAGACAUAACCCAAGCGGACACGCCGCCAUCUCCAGCUCCAGCUCCGUCGCACCAAGUGGCCAAGACACCCAAGAGACUGGCGGCUGCGGCGACCCCCAAGCGAACGCCACAGUCCCUGAUGAAACGGGCUCUGCUGACGAGUACCAAAAAGCAGAUUGCUGCCAAUCGAGCAGAGGCAACCACGCCUGUGGCCGCGCCGAAGCGACCAUCUCUGCUGCAGGCGCGUCGUCAGUGCCUCACCACACCGACUCGUCUGCCCUUCCAUCCACUGAAACGAACCGCUGCCCAACAAGCGGCCGAUCAGGAGAAGGCCAAGACACCCAGGACCUCGCCUCGCAAGCGACCAUCUCUGUUCUUUGCCAGUCCCCGGGAGAACAAACUGUCCCAGAUGAGGCAGUCCCUGGCUGGGGCCAGGCGCAGUCCCAAUGUGGAAAUGAGCAACAAGUUGGUGUCCAAGGCUCGACGCUCCCUCAGCAACUCUCCCAGGGAUGGUUCCCCCAAGCUAGAGUCGCCUAGGAUCGGGUCACCCAGGCAUGGAUCACCCAAGCCAGCCUCGUCCAUCGCCCCAUUGACACCACAAACGAGCGGAAGCGUGGGGAAGGAAUUCAAUAUAUCCAAAAGCAAAUGCUCCACCCCGGAGAAGCUGGACGACUCUGGGGAUAAUCUGAGCCGCACGUUUACCAUCAAGGAUGAUGAUGAUGAAAGCGGAGGAGAGCCAAGCAGAGCGGGAUCAACAGUCGAGGCUUUUGCUUCUUUAAUGGCCGGAGAAAUGGGCAGCACUAAAGCCAUCCAGGAGGUCAUAGAAGACAGUUUAAAGAGUCCCAAGACAGCGGUAGCCACUGAAGAGCCACCAGUAGAUGCAGUAGAUGAGAUUCCCAUUAUCGAGGAUAUCAUAUGUGAAGAGAUUCACGUAGAUUUGCCCGAGAAAAUCGUCGAGGGUGCGGUUUUGAUUGACGACAGCAUUUGCGAGGAGCUCCCCACAGAUCCGAAAGCCAAUGCAGAAGAAGCAUCACAAAAGGACCAACUGGAGAGUCUGGAGACGAUUGAAGAGGACAAAGCUUCCCUUGUAAAAGCGUCAACAGUUGAGAAGCCGGCUAUGGAAGUGGAGAAAGAAGCUCCAGCUUUACGUACACCCCUGCCUCGAAGGAGUUCGCGGCGCAUCUCCGCUGACCAGAGGACUUUGGCCACCACUCCGCGACGCAGCACUCGCCGAGCCUCUGUCGAGGUCAAUAGCGACCAGAAUGUAAUCGGACAACGCACGCGACGCGCCUCUUGCUCUGCGGCCGAUACACAGGCCCUGGCCACGCCCACGCGAAAGCGUCGUCUGACAGAGGAGAUGGGCACGCCAACGCGGCAGUCGAAGCGCCUGCUAAACACGCCCAAGCGAACCAAUUUAGUCGAUGAAUCCGUCGGCGACAUGGGCGUCAUUGUGGAGGAAGCUGCUCCGGCAGAUGAAAAAGAAAAAGCGGCCGCUGAAGACGAGGAUUACGGCACGGAACUGGCCACAGAUGAGCCCGACAAUGUGGACUAUCAUGGCCUGAGGGAUAUGCUAAAGACGCCCAAGAGUUGCAGCACGCCGUUGUACAAGGGCUUGCGGGAACUGAUGCAGACCCCCAAGAUGCCUGCCUCGCCCAUUCUGGGCAACAUUGAGGAGCUGCUGGAGCGCUCUGACAGCGUCUCGGACACGCCGCGAAGGAGCAGGCAGAGAGCACCAGCGGAAGAGCCAGAAGGCAGGGACCUCGACCGGAUUUUGAAGACACCCAGUGCCAAGAACAUCAUGGUCCCCAAUGAGCCAGCCAGUGCGGUGCUACAUUCGCGCAAGGAUUACACCAGCGACUCGGUGCUGAUAAGUUGCAAUUUGAGCGUUGGAAGGCACACCCUGCCCUUGGACAAUAUCUUCCACGAUGUACCCAGCACGUCCGCUGUGCAUGCGGACGACAGUGAAUUCGAAAUAAAUGUGACUUCCGUCAGCACAGCCACUGACGCCGAUCCCCUGGCUGCCUCCAAGCGAAACGAAUCGGUCUCGUCGGAGGACCUGAUGAACUUGAGUGCUGCCACGACUUCCAGGAAGACUGCGACGACCAGCACCACCUACAAAGCUGCCAUCAGGGCGGACCUGAACCUCAGCACACUGACUGAGGAGGGAGGGGCGUCCAGGGACACCUCGCCAAGCGCCAACGAUAUAAGCGGCAUCCAGCUGCUGGAUCAGACCUCGGAUUCGAUAUUCUCCGACCCUCUGGUAGUGUCAGUCUCUGGUGUUGAAUCGGGCGACUUGACCGUGGAGGAGACCAAGGUUCAGAGCGUCCGUCCGCCAUCUGAACCGAUCCCGAGUGACAAUCGUUCCGACACUGACUCAAUCGUGGGUCUGAGCGAACCCUUGGUGUUCAGCGAUGAUGAGGAGACAAUCGCAAAAAAAGACAUUCCCCACAAGAAGGUGGAAGAAUCUGCUGUGACAUCGCCCAACAAACACGCUGCCACAGACCCAACGAAUACAAAUGGCAAAGAUAUACCUAUAUCUGUCGAGGAAUCCAUAGAAGCCGUCGAUUCUUUAGUCGAUGAGAUUUCGUUGAUCGAAGUACAAGACAUCACGACUGAAAGCAGCAUCAAUGCCACCAAAGGCAACACCAUGCCCAACGACUCUUCAAUGAUAAUUGAACUGGACUCAAGCAAAGAAUCUGCUGUGACAUCGCCCAACAAACACGCUGCCACAGACCCAACGAAUACAAAUGGCAAAGAUAUACCUAUAUCUGUCGAGGAAUCCAUAGAAGCCGUCGAUUCUUUAGUCGAUGAGAUUUCGUUGAUCGAAGUACAAGACAUCACGACUGAAAGCAGCAUCAAUGCCACCAAAGGCAACACCAUGCCCAACGACUCUUCAAUGAUAAUUGAACUGGACUCAAGCAAAGACACCAAAGCACCGCAGGCUAAAGAAACGGAUGUCUCCUCUGUCGUGGAGGCUACGAUUACCGAGUCCGAGACUUAUCCUCUGGACUCUACAAUCGAAUAUUCGGCCAUUGAGCUGAACGUCUCAAGCCCAGUCGCAACUAAGAAAAUCGCAGCUGCCAAACCGGGAAUACUCGUAUCAGAAGUGGAAGCAUCGUCCUCCAAGGAGUUGCCAGAGGAAAGCGCAGCCGAAAAGUCAGAGGUUGAAGUUGAAUCGGCACCCAAAGAGCUGCCAGAAGAAAGCAUCACAGACAAGGGCACUGAAAGGAAGCCUGGGGAAGAGAGGUCACCAAUCAAGGAGGCCCCAGAGAUUGCAGUCCGAGACAUAGAUGAGGAGGAGAAGGAGAGUUGUGAAGAAUAUCCAGCUCCAAAGGAAAAGGAAGAUACUCCAUCAGUUGAGAAUAGCUUUGAUAUCAUUGAGCAAAUGCCAGAAGCAAAGGAAACGCCAACCGAUGUAUCUUUGGUCGAAGAAGGAUCUGAGGUAGAGGAUAUCCUGGGACUGUCGGCUGUUGUAAACGCUGUUCAAGAUACAAUUGACUUCGAAGAUCCACAGACACUAUCCCAUGAGACGGCUAUAAGCACAGACGAAUCCGAACACAAAGAAUUGGAAGCUUCUAGUGCGCCCAAGCCUGCUGGGGAACAACAAAGCGAAGCGUCUCCUGCUACAGAGUCAGCAAGUGAACCAGAAAAAGAAGCCCAUAGUCUGGAAGUUAACUCAAAUGUAGUGGACGUGACACAAGACAUCAGCAGAGCUGAAAGUCCAAAGGAAGCUGAGACACCACCUGAAGAUGGGGCAAUUCAAUUGGAUGCAUUCAGCAUUUUAGAAACUGUUGACCAAGAGUCCACGUCCAUCAUCGAUCCACCGCAAGAAGCUGAUGUGGUGCCAGAAAAAUCUUUGAUUGAAAAGUUACCAGAAGAGUCUUUGAUUGAAGAAGUGCCAGAGGAAUCGUUGAUUAAAGAGGUGCCAGAGGAAUCGUUUAUUAAACAGGUGCCAGAAGAAUCUUUGAUUAAAGAGGUGCCAGAGGAAUCUUUGAUUGAAGAGGUGCCAGAGGAAUCGUUGAUUAAAGAUGUGCCAGAGGAAUCUUUGAUUAAAGAGGCGCCAGAGGAAUCUUUGAUUGAAGAGGAGCCAGAGGGAUCUUUGAUUGAAGAGGUGCCAGAGGAAUCGUUGAUUAAAGAUGUGCCAGAGGAAUCUUUGAUUGAAAAGUCACCAGAAGAGUCUAUGAUUGAAGAGGUGCCACAAGAGUCUUUGAUUGAAGAGGAGCCAGAGGAAUCGUUGAUUAAAGAGGCGCCACAAGAAUCGUUGAUUAAAGAGGUACCAGAAGAAUCUUUAAUCGAAGAGGUGCCAGAGGAAUCUUUGAUUAAAGAGGUGCCAGAAGAAUCUUUGAUUGAAGAGGAACCAGAAGAAUCUUUGAUUGAAGAGGAACCAGAGGAAUCGUUGAUAAAAAAGGUGCUAGAGGAAUCUUUAGUCGAAGAGGUGCUAGAGGAAUGUUUGAUUAAAGAGGCGCCAGAGGGAUCUUUGAUUGAAGAGAUGCCAGAGGAAUCGUUGAUUGAAGAAGUGCCAGAGGAAUCGUUGAUUAAAGAGGUGCCAGAGGAAUCGUUGAUUAAAGAUGUGCCAGAGGAAUCUUUGAUUGAAAAGUCACCAGAAGAGUCUAUGAUUGAAGAGGUGCCACAAGAGUCUUUGAUUGAAGAGGAGCCAAAGGAAUCGUUGAUUGAAGAAGUGCCAGAGGAAUCGUUGAUUAAAGAGGUGCCAGAGGAAUCGUUGAUUAAAGAUGUGCCAGAGGAAUCUUUGAUUGAAAAGUCACCAGAAGAGUCUAUGAUUGAAGAGGUGCCACAAGAGUCUUUGAUUGAAGAGGAGCCAGAGGAAUCGUUGAUUAAAGAGGCGCCACAAGAAUCGUUGAUUAAAGAGGUGCCAGAAGAAUCUUUAAUCGAAGAGGUGCCAGAGGAAUCUUUGAUUAAAGAGGCGCCAGAGGAAUCGUUGAUUAAAGAGGUGCUAGAGGAAUCUUUAGUCGAAGAGGUGCCAGAAGAAUCGUUGAUUGAAGAGGCCCUAGAGGAAUCUUUAGUUGAAGAGGUGCCAGAGGAAUCUUUUAUCGAAGAGGUGCCAGAGGACUCUUUAAUUGAAGAGAUUCAAGACGAUGCCAUUGAAUUGGAAACCACGCUAGAUGAAAUUCGAUCUGAGGAUCAGCAGACCAAUGAUCCCAAAGUGGAAGAGCCCAGCCGAAACCAGAAAGAGGACGCGUCCCCACUGGACGUGCCUAGCGAUGCGGAGGCAAACGAGAAACCUGCAGCUGGAGGGCAGGGUGGCAUCACGAAAUCCGCAAUCGACACAGCAAAGGAAACAAAUAAUCUGGAUGAAUCAACUGCCGGGGAUCUAGCGCAGGAUAUAAGUUUGGCUGAAGAUGAGGUGAUUCUAUUGGAUGCCUCAAACCGACUUGAAGAUGUUUCUACCGUCGAGGAAAUGCCAGAACCUGAAGCAUCUCCAGCCGAAGAACCUGCAGAUGGAAAGGAUAAAGAGGAUGCCAUUCAACAAGAUGCAAAGCCAGAAGACACAACCCAAAACGAGAGUCCAAGUGAAGGUCAACGGAGCAAUGGCCAGGAUGCGGAAACAUCGGCCUCGGAAGCUGCCGAGAAAACGUCUCCCAGCGACAAAUCUGUUAUCAGGAAGCCUGAAGAGGCUUUCCUUCUGAAGGAAUCAACAGACAUGGAGUUAACGAAGGAACCUGCCAGAGAGAACGGAAAUGACGAACAGGACAUCCAAUUAGAUGACUCCAACACUUUUGAAGAUGUGGUGGCCACCUCAGAUGGUCGCAAAUCCCCAAGCGAUGAACUCCUUAAAGCAGUUGAUGAAGAACUCGCCCACGAAGCGGAGACAUUGACCUCGGAACAGACUUCAGUCCAGAGGAAAUCGACUAACGACGACAAAGUCAUUCCAGGGGAUGCCUUGAGCAUCGAUCAGUCACUUUCUGGCCACACGACGGAGGAUGAGAUCACUGCUGACGUCUCAGCUGUAGACCCUAAAGCAACACCAACAGCCACAGCCAUCGAGUUACCCAAAGAAAGCGAAAUGAAGUCCACAUCUGAGACGGAAGUCAUCCCCGAGGCCUGCACAACCAACGAAGCGGCUGCUUCUCCAGAGGAUUCAACUUCUGAGAAAGUUUCGGAAGCAACUCCAGAUGAACACAAAGUCGAAGGGAUUAUCUCUACACCAGAGCGGAAUAUUCAACAAGAAACUGAAACAGAAACCGGACCUGAAGCUGAGCAAAGAGGUCCAUCCCCUUCAGUUGAGGCGCCUGUAGAUGUAGCGAAAGAACUGUCUCAAUCAACACCAGGAAAAGAAGAGGAAACAUCAGAGAUUGUUUUGCGAUCUACUAAGGAACCUGCUCUUAGUGCCCCAUGUUCUAUCGCUGAGGGAUCUGUCACCCCACCACCUGCAGUUGAGCCUGUUAAGAAUCCAUUGCCUGAAAAGGAAGAGGAAUCCGCACAGACUGAAAGUUCUAAAGUGCCUGUUCCCAGUGCUCCAACUUCUAUCGUUGAGGAAGGCACCCCUUCUCUUGCAGUCGAGAAGGCAUUAGGGGAAUCAAAGGAACUGCCUCAAUCAUCAGCAGAGAAAGAAACAUCAGAGAUUAUUUUUGAAUCUACUAAGGAACCUGCUCUUAGUGCCAAAAGUUCCAUCGCUGAGGAAAGCACCCCAUCACCUGUAGUCGAGGUUCCUGGACCAGAAAAAGCAGAAAUUCGCUCCGAACAUUCUAGGGGAUCUGUUCCCAAUGCUCCGACUUCUAGCGUUCAGGAAGAGCCCGCUCCACUUGCAGUUCAGGAGCCAUUGGGAGAACUCUCUCAAUCAUCACCAGACAAAGGACAGGUAUCAGUAGAGAUUCGAUCAGACUCUACUAAGGAACCUGCUCCCAAUGCUCCAAUCUGCAUCGAUGAUGAAAGCACACCUUUAUCCACCGAGGAAAUACAAUCAGUUUCCUCAACAUCAGAGUCUGAAGAGGUGGUCGAUGAGACCCCCACAAAUCAGUCGAUAAUCGGCUUGAAUGCUGCAAACAAACCAUCUGCAAGUACAGGUCAAAGUGCGAACGACGAGAUCCAAAUAAUAUCAGACGAUAGUCAGUCAGUGUCGUCCCCGAAAGAAGAAACUUCUAGCCAAGAUGACGACGAAGAUGACGAUGAGGAUUGCGAUGAGGCCAUGGACAUGCUGGAAGAGCAAGUCGAUCCUGUGGAUCUGCACGUGAAUAGAAGGGAAACCACCACCAAAGUGUUCCCCUCUAAGGUCCAUAUAGAUGAUGAUGUGAUUGAGUUGAGCGACUCAAAUUCGAGCCACGAUUCGCAGGAGAAAGUCCCUACAGCACCCACAGUGGAAGCCGCAACAGAAGCCCCUGAAGCAGAGAAACCUUCGUCUUCGGGUGCGCCCGCUGGGGUUGUGGAGCCCAAAGCCAUGUCUGUUAAAUCAUAUACUAGUGGUUCUGCAAAGGAAGAUGAAGUUGCAGCCGCAACCCCUGAAGAUACACCAAGAGAGGCCGCACUCGAGCUUACUCCAGCCCCAACUGAAACGACAGGUGCCUCCGUAUCCGAGACACAAACACUUGGAUCCGCUCUGGAUGAAGAACAGGAUAUCGCAACUGAGUCUGAACGAGACAGAAGGAAUACGCUAGCGACGGAAAAGCCGCUCGAAAGUAAUUCUGAAAACGGGAAUCAAGCGCUUGAAGAAAACACCUUGAAAUAUGUUGAAGAAGAGAAGGAUGCAGAAAACAAUGAAAAGCAAGAGCCAGAGGUGGCUGCAGAAGAAGCAGUCAAGCAGGAGGCGAGGAAGGUAACAAGACUGGCACGCAAUGACGGGCAGCCGCCCGCAAAGGAGAUUCAGCCAGCCGCCAAAAGGGCCAAAAAGGGCUCGUCCGUGGAGAGAACCGCAGAGGCUAGCGAAUCGGAGAGGCCAAGGCGGCGGGGCCGCAAACCGUCCGACGAGGUACAGCCAAUCCUCGAGGAAAAGAAAGUCAUCACGAACACGAGACGGGGACGAAAGCCGUCCAAGCAAUCAUCAGAGGAGGCAAAGGACAACGAAGCACAGCCGAAGACGGAGGAGAUUCUGAAUCCCAUCACAGACGACAACAUGCCAUCCGAACAUGUUAAACAAAUGGAUCCACCAAAGCGAAACCAGGAGGAAUCCAAGGAGCUGCUUCCUUCGACAACAAAGCGUGGACGCGGACGUCCUCCAUCAGCGGAGAAGGAUCAAGCACGGAAGGCCAAAGCCCGGGAGCUCCUGGCAGCCAUUAAAGUAGAUCAAACAGUGGACUCCGAGCCAAAGAAGCUCCCAAAACGAGGUCGCAAAACACCCGAAGUGGUCCAGGAGGAGCAUACGGAGGUUAUGCCUGAGACAUCAAAGCGACACAGACGAGCUCCAACAGCAGAGAAGGAGGCCACAAAGGAUGAUCCACACAACCCCAAAACCCAGGAGCAUCUGGCAGCCAUCAAAAAAGAUCCACCAGCUGGGGAUGAACCAAAGAAGACCCUGAAACGAGCCCGCAAGUCCUCAGAGCUUGUAAAAACCGAGGAGGCCAGUCAGCAGCCAGCUAAAGAGGGCCAGCCAGAUGCCCAGGCAGACAGACCCAAGCGAGGUGGACGCAAACCUGCCAUGGAUGUGGAGGUGGCAGCUCCGGAGGAGCCCGAGCAUCCCAGGCGCCGAGGACAGAAAGCAGAUCCAACACCAGAGAAAGAAUCAGCCUCAAUGAAGCCCGUGGACCAUCAUCUGGAGGAGAUCGCUGAGGAAAUCGAGCGAGAGCCAGAGCCAAAGAAGCUGCUGCUGGACGACGAGGAGCCCAAGGCACGGCGACGCGGACGCAAAGCCACAGCCGAGACGACGGAUGUCCCAGUGGAGCAUGUCGAGGCUGCCAGCUCUCGGCGGCGCGGACGCAAGGCGACCGUGGAGGAGGGCACGGCCGACCAGUUGGAGCCCAAAUCAAAGCGUCACAGCGGAGAGGGCCCACCACUGGAGACUCCUCUUCCCGAGAUCCAGGAAGCAUCAACGGUAAAGCCAACGCGACGCGGUCGCAAACCAAGCGUGGAUGUGGAUACAGCAGAGAAGAAGCAGCCAACGCGAGCUCUCCGGAAGCCAUCGACGAGUGUCGACGAGGGGACACCCCAAGCCAAAAAGACAACGGCACGAAGAGGACGCAAAGCUUCCGCCCAAGCUGAAGGUAUCGAUGCACAGAAAAAUGUGCAGGAUGUGACCACAGAGUUGGCUGCCACCGUUACUGCCACCGCUUUGGCGUCCGCAGAGAAGCCCAACGAUGGGGUAUACCCCUCGCCCUCCCACACCGAGGAUGAACUGACGCCGCGUCGACGCGAGGGACGCAAUCUUCCACGGAAGAACUACACAGAAGUUCCCGACGAUGACAAGCCCAGCUCUGGAUCACGACGUAACCGAAAGCCGGUGACCAGCGGCAAGGCAGCAGCUGCCAAGACGCUCGAGAUGGAGGUGCAUCCCACCACGCCAACACCCUCUCAGAAGGGGCCACCGAUCGAAGAGGCAGUCAGAGCUACCCCAGCCACUCCAGAGAUGGCCACGGUGACCUUGCCGGACCCCACAACUUCGCAGAGACGUGAGGGACGAAAUCUGCCGCGCAAGAACUACACAGAAGUCCCCGACGAUGACAAGCCGACCCCGUCCCGCAGCCGGCGCCAGAGGAAUCCGACGGUCAAGGCCCUGGAGCUGCUUGUGGACACCACGCCCAGACCAGCCACGCCCAGGCGACGCAGGGGAAAGGCCGGCACUGAGGAGCCGCACGAGGAUGCACCUGCAGCGAAGAAGGUGGCCGAGGAAACAGAGGUAGCAACGGUCGCCGCAGUCAAAGGACGUGGCACCCGUCGCAAGGCCGAGGAUGAGGCUGAAGCAGAUUCUGCAGCGCCCACCAAGCAUGCGGCACGAGCCGGCAACGCACGCAAAGCCAAGGUCGAGACUGAGCCAGAUUCAGAGGACCAGCCGCCCACCAAGAAAGCACGUGGCGGAGCCCGUGCUAAGACUCCAGCGGUGAUCAUUUCUGACGAGGAGCCUGCAGAGCAGCCCGUGGUGGCUGUGUCCGCCAAAAAACCAGCCGCCCGUGGACGCGGACGAGCUGCCAAGGCAGCCCCAAUUGUCGAGCCAGAGGCAAUGCAGCCCGUUCCGUCGGCGGAAGCCGCUGCCCCCUCAGCCUCGACGGCACGCAGUGGCCGUGCCAAGAAGGUGCACUUCGAGGCCACUCUCCCAGUGGCAGAUUCCGCCACCAGCAACGACGAGGCGCCCAAGAGAGCGACACGCUCCCGCCGCAAAUAAGGAACUUCAUUUGCAUCUUGCAUUUGCCCCAUUGUUUAUACAUAUAUAAAUAUUCUCUAUCGUACAAUUUUUUUUAAGCUUUCACACACUUUACGAACUUCUGUAUAAAAUAAAAUUACAUCUAUCGAACACUCGAUGCAUGGCUAUUUCUAAGCUCUAUCAUUAGUACUCCGUGCAUACAUCCCUGUCCUGUCACCCCGCAAAAGGUUCCCAUUCCCUCGCUCAGAAAUGUAAGACCUUAAUAGACCUAGGCACACCAUAUAUACAGAUAUACAUACAUAUACAUAUAUAAUGUAAGACAUCCCCCCAAAUAAUAAAGAAAAAUUAAA
Drosophila miranda is the source of this 11897-nucleotide messenger RNA. Its product is annotated as titin. The record is from RefSeq and is a predicted model, not a curated record. The coding region runs from base 307 to 11568 and encodes 3753 amino acids. Gene Ontology annotation, molecular function: protein binding; DNA binding. Lineage: Eukaryota; Metazoa; Arthropoda; Insecta; Diptera; Drosophilidae. The transcript is spliced from 7 exons.